Molecule: messenger RNA, 2037 nt
Organism: Fusarium musae
Lineage: Eukaryota; Fungi; Ascomycota; Sordariomycetes; Hypocreales; Nectriaceae
Exons: 5
Coding region: 1-2037 (678 amino acids)
Biological process (GO): amino acid transmembrane transport
Cellular component (GO): vacuolar membrane
Molecular function (GO): amino acid transmembrane transporter activity
Source: RefSeq, a predicted model, not a curated record
AUGUCUCCGGCGCGGAAUCCUACGAGCUGGGAUGACUACCAAGGGGGAGCUUCGCCUCGGGGAAGCGUGACCGACAGCAUGCUUGAGCGCGAACAAGCUCUCGUGGACGACGAAGGCGACGAAACUGGCGACCAAGAAAAUGGCGAAGGUUUUUCGAGGCUACGAAGGCGAUCUUCCGUCACCUACCAGUUGGCAGCAAUCGCAGACAUUGGUGGUGUAAACAGUUUCCGAUCUUUCGCCCGGAGCUGGCAGCGAGCGGCAGGAUUUCCUGAGGUUAUUCCUCGCCGACCGAGCUUUGUUCUUGCGCCAGAGCAAGAUACAGAAGACCUUCAGUAUGGUCGCAGCCAUGUUCAAGGAUCGUCGCAACAACAAUCGGGUCUUUUGCGCCAACAUCUUGAUGCGUCGUCUUCGCAUGCGAACGGCGAGCCAAGCUCAGCCAUUGAGUCCUCACCGAGGUCAAUGAGGAUCCCUCAUCGUGAUGGCGAGACGAAGCCUCUACUUGAUGUCGAAGCUGGCUCGUCCCCUGUUGGGUCACCCCGAUCAAGUAUCUUCGCUGUCCCGCCUCACCUCGCAGCUCCCGAUAUUGUUGGAAGCUAUGGUUCGUUCCGAGACUCUUCUCCUUUUGGAACAAUGGACAGGAGUUCGCGCCAUCGAAUUUCGUUCAGUGAGGGCAGCGGCUGGGGUGUAGCUGACGAGGAAGAAGAAGAGGGCGAGGGUGCAGCGCAUGGCGAACAUCAGCCCAUCCUGGUCAAAGAGGUUAAGCAGGGCAAUAAGGUUGUACUUGCUGUUGAAGGCCAGAGCACUCUUCCUCAGUCCGUCUUCAACUCGAUUAAUGCCCUAAUUGGUGUCGGGUUACUCAGUCUCCCACUGGCCCUGCAGAUGACAGGUUGGAUCCCUGGCCUGUUUCUUCUCACUCUGACAGCGGCUGUUACGUCGUACACCGGCAAGCUGCUGGCCAAGUGCAUGGAUUUUGACCCCAGUCUCAUUACGUAUUCCGACCUGGCGUAUAUCUCGUUUGGAACCCGAGCGCGGGUCAUUGUUUCUGCCCUUUUCAGUCUUGAAUUGAUAGCAGCCUGUGUGGCUUUGGUGAUCCUCUUUGCCGACUCGCUCAGUCUGUUACUUCCGGGUCUUGCGAGCGUCAACACAUGGAAGGUUGUAGCUUCUGUCAUGGUUCUGGUCCUGAAUGCGUUGCCUUUGCGCCUGUUGAGUUACACCAGCGUUGUUGGUAUUUUCUCGACCUUCUGCAUUGUCGUGAUUGUCAUUAUUGAUGGCCUGUACAAGCCUCACUAUCCUGGUUCACUGCGAGAGCCAGCGACAACCUAUCUAUUCCCCGAGAAUUGGCUUGCUGUGCCUCUUGCCUACGGCCUCCUCGCAAGCCCUUGGGGUGCGCACUCUGUUUUUCCAUCCAUCUAUCGUGACAUGCGUCACCCUUACAAAUGGGGCAAGGCCGUUAAUGUUACCUUCUCCUUCUCUUACAUCGUGGAUACAUGCCUGGCUGUCAUUGGCCUCCUAAUGUUUGGUGAUGGUAUCAAGGACGCCAUCACCUCCAACAUUCUCAAAUCAAAGGGCUAUCCUGACGCUCUGAAGAUCAUCAUGUCCAUCUUCAUUGCUAUUAUUCCUUUGACAAAGAUCCCUCUCAACGCUCGCCCCAUUAUCACAACUUUGGACGUCAUCUGUGGAGUUCACGAUCAUCAACACCAUCACCAUCAUGACCAGCCUCACAGCCAGCCUACUCGUUCCUCAGUUCUGGUCACAAAGUCAGUGCGAGGCCUCGUGCGCGUUUUCGUCGUCAUUCUUCUCUUGUUCAUCUCUAUUGUCUUCCCGGCAUUCGACUCUGUGUGUGCGUUCCUCGGUGCGGCCCUUUGCACGCUCAUUUCUAUCAUUCUGCCCAUCUCAUUCUACUUGAAAUUGUACUGGCAAGAUGUGACAGUGCGCGAAAAGAUUGUUUCUGCUAUUCUACUGGUUGUGUUUGCCAUCCUUGGCACGUUGGGAACAAUCUGGACAUUCUUGCCCAAGCAUCUCAUUGGCGCUGACUAG